Messenger RNA from Cherax quadricarinatus, 3304 nucleotides. It is a transcript of the gene NitFhit, whose product is annotated as NFT-1 protein. The record is from RefSeq and is a predicted model, not a curated record. NCBI's taxonomy places the organism in Eukaryota, Metazoa, Arthropoda, Malacostraca, Decapoda, Parastacidae. Gene Ontology annotation, molecular function: hydrolase activity, acting on carbon-nitrogen (but not peptide) bonds, in linear amides.
ACUCUGACUUUUUUGGGUUAUCCCAGGUUCUCUACACAUAUACUGCUAUGUAUGAUAAUUCUAUGUAACUGUAUUUGUGUAUACCUGAAUAAACUUACUUACUUACUUAAAAAGAUUCGGCAAAAGUUGUCAGUGAUCCUAUAUACCCCAAGAAGAUACGGCAAAAGCUGUCAAUGGCCCUAUAAAUCCAAUAAGCGAGAUUGUUAGUGGCCCUAUAAACCCCCAACAACACUUGUAACAAGUCCAAGAAGUUACUGUACCUCAUAGUACAUAUCGAGUUCUUCUCUUAGUUAAUCAUCCAUUUAAGUCAUCUACCAAUGAAAUUUUUGUUAAGGGGCUUAAUACGUGGAAAAACAGCUAUACUUGACAACAGGAACCACUUGAUUCCUGGAAUACAAAGUAUGUUCAAAAUGGCUGCUAGGGUGAUGUAAUGAGUCGCUUUCUCAUUUUACUAUAAGGACAGACGUUUUAAACAGUAGCUUGUCCUUUAACUUAAUAUGAGCAAGUUUGUGAUUAAGAGAAAACAUGAGGAUGACUGCGGUGAGGGCAAAAAGGAACACAAAGGUGGAAAUAUGAGUGAAAGAAAAAGAACAGUUCCCACUUCCGGUAAAACUGAUGUGAUUAGAAAAAAGAAAAGGCGUUUGUAUUUGGACAGUUAUUUAGGUCUGGGAUUUACUUUGUGUGGUGAUGAAGUUAAUUCUAUGCCAGAAUGUGUUAUUUGUGGUGAUAAACUGGCCAAUGAAGCUAUGGUACCCAGCAAAUUAAAGAGACAUUUCACUACGAAACAUGGUCAUCUUACUAACAAGCCUCGAUCAUACUUCGAGAGACUUUUAAAUGAGCGAAAACAACAGAACCUGACAUUAUCUAAAAUAAUCAAAGUUUCUAAUAAAGCUCAAGAGGCCAGCUACUUAGUGGCAGAAUUACUCGCUAAAAAUAUGAAACCUCGUUCAGAAGCAGAGACACUUAUUCUCCCUGCUUGCAGUACCAUAGUAAAAACAAUGUUUGGGAAUGAAGCAGAAAAAGAAGUUAAAAAGAUUCCACUCUCAGAUAAUACCAAGAAUAAGCAGGAUGAUACUAGACCAAAGAGGGUGGCAGUGACACAGAUGACUGCAUCUCGAGACAAAGAAGCAAAUUUUAUCACCUGUGUUGACUUAGUGAGAAGAGCAGUGGAAUCAGGAGCUCAGAUGGUGUUUCUUCCUGAGGCUUGUGACUACAUUGCUGAAUCAAAGGAAGAAUCAGUUCAAUUUGCAGAGUCUAUUAAUGGACCACUGGUGUCUAAAUAUCAGAAGUUGGCAGCAGAAGUGCAAGUUUGGUUAUCACUGGGAGGACUACAUAUAAAGGAAACAGAAGAUAAAAUAAGAAAUACACAUAUAGUGAUAGAUAACACAGGCAAGAUUGUAUCGACCUACAGCAAGGCGCAUCUGUUCAGUGUGCAUAUUCCAGAGAGGAACUUGCACCUUGAGGAAAAAGCCUAUGUAUCACCUGGCAAAGCAAUACUUCCUCCUAUCUCUACCCCAGUGGGAGCUGUUGCUCUCUCCAUUUGCUAUGAUGUGCGGUUUCCAGUGAGUUUAAUACAGAGAAAACUUGGUGCACAAAUUUUGAUCCCAUCAGCCUUUACAGUCACAACUGGUCUAGCUCACUGGGAGGCUCUUCUUCGAGUUCGAGCAAUAGAAACACAGUGCUAUGUUAUUGCAGCAGCCCAGACUGGCCAGCACAACAAGAAAAGAUCUUCAUAUGGUCAUGCCAUGGUUGUGGAUCCCUGGGGAGCUGUAGUCUGCCAAGUUAGUGAAGGAACUAACUUUGCACUGGCAGACAUAAACCUUGAUUAUCUACAAAAUAUUCGGCAAGAAAUGCCGGUACUGUCACAUCGUCGUCUAGACUUGUAUCACAUUCUUGAUAUGCAGUUUCCAGACUACCCAAGAAUUUGUGAGCUGCUUCCAUUUCCAAGUUCAUACGUCAGCUAUCAGUUUGGGACGGUAUCAGUUCCUGGGUCGUGUGUUUUUCUCAAGACUCAGCUUUCUCAAGCAUUUGUCAACAAAAGGCCGAUAGUUCCAGGACAUGUUCUUCUGACUCCCGAGAGACCUGCCAAGAGGUUUCACCAACUGCAGGUCCCGGAGCUUAGUGACUUGGCUCAGCUCACCCAGAAAGCUCUAGAAGUCAUUAUGUGCUGUUACCAAGAAAAGACUUGUCAGAUUGCCAUUCAAGAUGGUCCAGCAGCCGGGCAAACCAUUGAUCAUAUUCACAUUCACAUUGUACCACUGAACCCAAGUUUGAACCAGAAACUACAGGGACACGAGGAAGAUGGCACAGAGCAUUGGAGAGACACAAAUGAAAUGCAGGAGGAAGCCAGCCAGCUUAGGCAAUCGGCAACACAGAUACUUCCCAAUUUCUAUAAUGUUGAACCUGGAAUCCCUUGUAACACAUGUGUGGAGAUUCCUGAGCCUGAGUGUCUUGAAAACUUUCAGUUUGGUUCAGUACAAGUUCCAAACAGUUGUGUGAUUGUUAAAACAAAACAUACUUACGUGUUUGUGGCACCCUCUCCUGUUUUGCCAGGACAUAUCUAUGUAACCUUCCUUAAGCCUUGUGCAGGCUAUAGAAAGGCAAGUGCUGAACAGGUCACAGACUUUUUCAUUGUAAUGCAGUCAGCUGAGCGCCUCGUGGAAACCAGCCACAAGGCUGAGUCAUCUACCAUUAUCCUCUUAGAAGAUGCAGACUUAAUUCAGGAUCAGAAUUUGCACGUACACGCUCACAUCAUUCCAAGGACAGAAGAUGACCUUGCAAACAAUGAUAAUGUUUACGUGGAUGUUUUAAAUCAUUUUAAGCAGCAUUCUGAAUGGACUUUUUCACAGGAGGUCAUAGCUUAUGCUAGUCAUUUAAGACGUUUAUGGCUUGAAUUGAACAAUUAAUGUUCCAUUUGAAUUAACAGCAAAUGUUCAAUAUACGUACUUUUGUUGUUUGAACUUGCCUUCACUUCUACAUCCUUGGAUGUUACUGCUUACACUCCUUCAAAUAACAUGUGAUUUAAAAGUAACAGUUACUUGUUAAAUUAUGCAAAAUUACAUUAAUAAUGUUUUAUAUUUACUGUAAUUUUUGUAAAUAUAUGCAGCCUCUCCUCACUUAACGAUGGAGUUCCGUUCCUAAGACCACGUCGGUAAACGAAUUUGUUACUGAGAAGCGUACUAUAAUGGUAAUGGGUUUGUGUCAACCAUCUUUGAUAUUGUUUUAGUGUCACCUUUGCACCAUUUAUAAUAUUUCUAGUAUAUUUAUAAAUGUUUAUACAGUAGUGUCCUGUAUAUUAUAAUAA